This is a messenger RNA of Anolis sagrei ordinatus, 3327 nucleotides long. It is a transcript of the gene ATP2C2, whose product is annotated as ATPase secretory pathway Ca2+ transporting 2. Gene Ontology annotation, biological process: manganese ion transport; intracellular calcium ion homeostasis; calcium ion transmembrane transport. Gene Ontology annotation, cellular component: endoplasmic reticulum; Golgi membrane; plasma membrane. Gene Ontology annotation, molecular function: P-type calcium transporter activity; ATP hydrolysis activity; ATP binding. Lineage: Eukaryota; Metazoa; Chordata; Lepidosauria; Squamata; Anolidae. The record is from RefSeq and is a predicted model, not a curated record.
AAUGUGAGCCUCGGCCAGGAAGACGUCGGCCAAAGGAGCCGCAGAGCUGGACAGAGAAGGAUUUUGCAGCAGAUCCUCCCCAUGCCAGCCAAGAUGGGAGCCAAACACAUCUUCUCCAGGUUGUUCCAAAAUAGUUUCUGGAAAUACCAGCCAGUGGGGAGCAAAGAGGCCGAAGAAGUGACCGAUGAGGAAUCGGAGCCGAAAUUGGCUGAAGAGGAGAAAGAAGUGACCGCUUUGCCUCCCAAAGAAGCUUGCAAGUGCCACGCAGAAGAGCUAGCCCAGAUCUUGCAGGUUGAUUUGCAAAAAGGACUUUCCGACUUCUCGGUGCUUCAGCGCCGGAUCAAACAUGGCUGGAACGAAUUUGUGGUGGAUAAGAAGGAACCAAUAUGGAAAAAAUACCUCGAUCAGUUUAAGAACCCAUUGAUCCUUUUGCUGCUGGCCUCUGCUUUAGUAAGUGUGGUUACUAAAGAGUAUGAAGAUGCCGUGAGUAUUGCAAUGGCUGUCAUUAUUGUGGUCACUGUGGCCUUCAUACAGGAACACCGCUCUGAGAAAUCCCUGGAAGAACUCAAUAAGUUAGUGCCUCCCGAAUGUAACUGCUUGCGGGAAGGGAAACUGCAGCACUUUCUUGCUCGGGAAUUGGUGCCAGGAGAUGUUGUGUGCCUUUCCAUGGGAGACAGGGUUCCUGCAGACUUAAGGCUCAUUGAGGUGACAGAUCUCUUGGUGGACGAGUCCAGUUUUACAGGAGAAGCAGAGCCCUGUAUUAAGAAUGGCAAUAUCUUAGCAGAGCCUGGAGACAUGAUGACCCUCAGCAACGUGGCCUUCAUGGGAACUCUCGUGCGAUACGGUAAAGGGAAAGGCGUUGUUAUUGGAACAGGUGAAAAUUCACAGUUUGGAGAAGUGUUCAAAAUGAUGCAAGAAGAAGAGACCCCCAAGACGCCACUCCAGAAAAACAUGGAUAAACUGGGGAAGCAGCUAACGCUUGCUUCCUUUGGCAUCAUUGGUCUUCUCAUGCUGAUUGGUUGGUUGCAAGGGAAACAUCUUCUGAGCAUGUUCACCAUCGGAGUGAGUUUGGCCGUGGCCGCCAUCCCGGAGGGCCUUCCCAUCGUGGUCACUGUGACCUUAGUGCUGGGUGUCUUGCGAAUGGCCAAGAAGCGCGUCAUUGUGAAGAAGCUGCCCAUCGUGGAAACCCUCGGUUGUUGCAAUGUUAUCUGUUCCGACAAGACGGGCACGUUGACAGCCAACGAAAUGACCGUCACUCAACUUGUUACAUCAGAUGGGUUCAAAGCGGAGGUGAGUGGAGUUGGGUACAAUGGAGAUGGGAAGGUGUGCCUCUUGCCAUCCAGACACAUCAUUAAAGAAUUCUCAAACAUCUCAGUCGGAAAACUGGUGGAGGCUGGCUGUGUUGCCAAUAAUGCCGAGAUCAGGAAGACAACUGUGAUGGGACAGCCAACCGAAGGGGCCCUGAUUGCCUUGGCAAUGAAGAUGGAACUGAGCGACAUAAAGGACACUUAUAUCAGAAGGAAGGAGAUUCCCUUUAGCUCCGAACAGAAGUGGAUGGCCGUGAAAUGCGCACUGAAAAAUCAGGGCCAGGAAGACGUCUACUUUAUGAAGGGGGCCUUGGAGGAAGUGAUGCAGCAUUGUACCAUGUUUAACAGUGGAGGCAUCUCUCUACCAUUGACGCCGCAACAAAGAGCAGUCUAUAUUCAAGAGGAAAAGAGCAUGGGAUCCCUUGGAUUGCGGGUGCUUGCUUUGGCAUCUGGACCGGAGCUUGGCCGCUUAACGUUUCUAGGCCUUGCUGGCAUCAUUGACCCACCAAGACAUGGAGUGAAGGAAGCUGUUCAAGUCCUCAUUAAAUCAGGAGUAUCAGUGAAAAUGAUAACUGGAGAUGCCUUGGAAACAGCACUGGCCAUUGGAAGGAAUAUUGGCCUUUGCAAUGGGAAGAUGAAAGCAAUGUCUGGGGAGAUGCUGGAGAACAUCAGCGAGUCGGCCUUGUCGUCAACGGUCCAAAAUGUUUCCAUCUUCUACCGAACAAGUCCCAAACACAAACUAAAGAUCAUAAAGGCUUUGCAACAGGCAGGAGCCAUUGUGGGAAUGACUGGGGAUGGAGUGAACGAUGCUGUUGCUCUAAAAUCAGCUGACAUUGGGGUCGCAAUGGGGCGGGCAGGAACUGACGUCAGCAAGGAGGCUGCAAGCAUGAUCCUCGUGGAUGAUGACUUCUCAACCAUCAUGAAUGCCAUCGAAGAAGGGAAAGGCAUAUUUUACAACAUUAAAAAUUUUGUUCGCUUUCAGCUCAGCACGAGCAUCUCCGCUCUAAGUUUAAUCGCUCUGUCUACCAUAUUCAAUUUGCCAAAUCCACUCAAUGCCAUGCAGAUCUUGUGGAUCAAUAUUAUAAUGGACGGUCCCCCAGCUCAAAGUUUGGGUGUCGAACCAGUGGACAAGGACGCCAUCAGGCAGCCUCCAAGGAACAUCACGGACACCAUUCUCAGCAAGUCUUUGGUCCUGAAGAUCCUCCUCUCGGCCACUGCCAUCAUCAGCGGAACCAUGUUUGUCUAUUGGAAGGAGAUUCCAGAAAGUGGCAUAACCCCACGGACCACGACAAUGACUUUCACGUGUUUUGUCUUCUUUGACCUCUUCAAUGCCUUGACGUGUCGCUCUCAGACCAAACUGAUAUUAGAAAUCGGCCUUUUCCGGAACCGCAUGUUCUUAUAUUCCGUCCUGGGGUCCAUUCUGGGCCAGAUGGCAGUAAUAUACAUUCCUCCCUUGCAGAGGAUCUUCCAGACAGAGAAUUUGGGUGCUUUGGACUUGUUACUCCUUGUGGCCUUGGCGUCUUCGGUUUUUAUCCUUUCGGAGUUGGCCAAAAUUGGCGAGAGGUAUUGUUGCAGCCAGUCCAAGAAAGACCAUUUCCCAUUGGAAGCUGUGUGACUGCAAGACUAAAUCAAAGCACAGAGAGACUUGUGGCAACUUGAAGACUCACGUGUGCUUUUGUGACUUGCAAACCCACCUUUCGGUGGUCCAUGAAGGCAGGUGUGGUGUUUCAAUGACAUUUUCAAAUCCUGGAAGACUCUUUGAUCCAGAGAAACUAUCUGCAUACAAUGCGAGAUCCAUGAAACAAUCACCAACCAAUGAGAUCUUUUCCCCCUUUCACAGACGGAUCCAUUAAAGCUUUCCAGAAGAGCCAGACUGCUUGUUUCUCGUCUUACAAUGACGUGUUCUACAAAGACAACCGGCCCACAGGAACCACACUGUGAAUCCAUGACACCACCAUCAUCAUUUCGUUUAUUUAUUUAAGUUGCAAUAACACCUUUUGUUAAUAAAACAUGUCUUAAG